AUGCUGAGGGUCUACCGAACUUCUGGAGAGGAGCUUGUGGCUCUGGUGGAGGAGGAAGUGGUCGGCCUAACGGUCCCGGCGCUCAAGGAACGCCUAAGGGAAACGCAUGGCUUCCCCGUUUGCAUGCAGCAUCUGCUGCAGUGCGGCAGCGUCAGCGACCUGAUGGAUUCUGCCAGCUUAGAACCGCUGAUGGAGCUGCAGCUGUAUCUGAAACCGAUUACGGAUCUGCAGAUGGGCCGUGUCGCUGCACGGGAGCUUGUGGAGUUUGCAGCCCCCUGCGGAAAAGCUGAUACGGUCCGCUUGCUGUUGGAUGGGGUAGACAUCAACUGGAAGGACGGUUCCGGCCAGACAGCCCUGGCCAUUGCAUCGCGCAAGGGUUUCGUGAGGAUUGUCAGAUUGCUGUUGGAGGCCGGUGCUGAUCCAAACAUCCAGGAUGCUUCCAAGUUUACCGCAUUGAUGCACGCCGCGGACCUCGGCCACGUUUCGAUCGUGCGCUUGCUGCUCGACCAUGGUGCGAACUGGGAGAUCAAGGAAUGGAUGGGACGGACAGCCCUGGUCCUGGCGUCGCAUCGUGGGCAUGAGGACAUCGUGAGCUUGAUGACAAAGGGAGGAGGAGGCUGGUUCUGGACCGGUGAGGAGGCAUCCUACCUCUUCGACCUCCCAUCGCCCCGGAAGGGGAAGGCGGAGGGCCAGACUGAGCUGGAGGUGGUAUGGGGCGACAACUGGCUCGUGGACAUAGACCCGCUCGAGUUUCCCGGGGCGAUCUUCCACGCCUUCAAUUGGAAGUUCACGGACGUUCAAAGGAAGGCCGCCAUGAUCGCAGCUUUGGGCUUCGAUGCAGUGCAGCUCAGCCCGGCGCAGCGAAGCAUCGACGGUGAGCAGUGGUGGACGCGCUACCAGCCCGUGAAGUACGAGGAGAUCCAUGGCCUCGGAAACGAGCAGGAGCUCCGGCAAUGCUGCAAGGCCUGUGAGAAGGUCGGCCUUCUAGUCUUUGGCGACCUAGUCUUCAAUCAUAUGCAGGUCGUGGCUAGCUGCGACGAGUGGCGCAAGGCGCAGCAGGAUGCGGGUCUAAUGGAGAUUCUUCAGCGCCGGCUCUCGCAGAAGUUGGGCCCGACUUUUACCAGGGAUGACUUCGAGUGGCCGUGGUAUCCACUGGAGGGUGAGGACUGGGAUGGCCCCAAGCGCAUGGAGGGCUGGGGCUGUGGCGAGUGGUCGGAGCUCAAGGGCGGCUCGGCGAAGGUCGUCUCCGUGCACUCGAGCCACAUGGAAAAGCUGAAGAGCUGUGGCGUCUCGGGCUUCCGCUUCGACGCAGCAAAGCACAUGCGGCCCGAGCAUAUCGCGCAGUAUGUGGACAAGGCGGAUGUCUACGCCUAUGGCGAGGUGCUCAGCAUCGACCCGGCCAUGCAGCGAGAGUAUACGGACGGUGUGUCGCUGACGACGGGCGAGCAGUUCCCGACCACGGAUUUCCUUCUGGGGGCCUGGCUGCGGAGAUUUCUGGAGGUUGGACCGCCUGCCGUGGACUUCGAACAUCACGACUGGGUAAAGCACUUGCUGGACCUGGAGAUGAAAAGACCGACUGAGCUCCCAGAGAAGCUCGGCACGGUUGAGAAGGGGCAGAUGUCGGCCCCUAUUCUAUCGCGGAACUCGGUUCGAUUUGCUCGGAAUCAUGACACCGUCUACAACGAUGUGCCAUUCUAUGGCCUCGGCGGGUGGGGUCAGGGCAGCGCCCAAGUGGCUGCAGCCUGGCUACUGGCCGCGCAUGACGGCUCCGUCCUCCUCCUUGCUGAGGACGUGAAGAAGUCGAUGGUCAUCAAAGAGGCGCUGGCCUACCGAAAGGCCCUGCGCGGUGUGAUCGAGGGUUUGGUUCCCGAGCAAAGGCAGACCAUCCGGACCGAGAUCAGGGUCAUGGAGUCCGAGGACGGCGGCCGUCCUCUAACGAUCUGUGUGGCCUGCAGAGUGGAUGCAGGUCCCUUCCCGCAGAAUUCGUCGUCGUGUUCAGGCUUUCGGGGUGCUGGUAAACGACUUUAA
Molecule: messenger RNA, 2028 nt
Organism: Symbiodinium necroappetens
Lineage: Eukaryota; Dinophyceae; Suessiales; Symbiodiniaceae
Source: the annotation of a GenBank genome assembly